GCCUACAUGUCGAUGUUCGAGACAAGUGAUGUCACUUUGCUAGACAGGGCAGAAGCUAGGAGCUACGAGGACUUCAAUGUUUUGGAAACGAUCAAGACGACAUAUGAACGACAGGCAAGUGCUGAUGAUUGGUCUGAUUGGACCGACUGGGCAAUCAAUGCAGUAGCCGAACUUUGCAACUACAACGACAACAACAGUUGGGAUCAGACUUGGGUCGACCCACUUUGGUCUUGGGAUGCUUGGUCCUGGGAUACUUCGUGGGAUCCUUGGGGGUUGGUCUUCGGACUUUCCUUCGGAGCCUUGGCCGACGGAGAGGAGGCUUCCUCCUCGAGCCUCGAGCGGCACGGCAACUUUGCCCGUGUCUGCUGUGACUUUGGAGUUGUAGACUUGAACUUUGGUGGUUUCGGUGAGCCUUCUGACAUUGUACCUCCGGCCCUGAUGGCCCCGCUUGAGACUUUCUCCUUGAAUGGUCGCACGGAUGAGACCCAACGACUUUUCGGCGUUGGUGAUCUCGGUCUUAAGAAUUUGAAUACGGCUUUCAACCAUGUUGCUUUGGAGCUUGGAGGAUACGGACCCCUGGAUACUUUUCGACGCAGGAGCUGCCACACAGUGUUGUCCGAAGGACUUUGCUUCGGAGUGGCCGCUUUUGCCACUUACAGGAGACUCGUGAAGGUUGACUUUGAGGGCCAGCCCUGCUUUCUACACUUCUACGUUUGCGACGUGCCCAUCGUUGGGCAUGGCUCACUCCUGGUCUUGAGGCCCACUUUGGCACCUUUCAACAAGGAAGAGUUUGAGGAACGUUGGGAGACGAAAAACGCUUUGCUUGAGCAGCUCUUAGAGAACCUCUACAGGAGUACACUUCUUGUGCCUGAAGACUCUCACUUUGAAGAGCAGCUUGGCAAUGGUCGCGCCAAGAGCCGCAGACUUUCCUUGAAGCAGCCUGUUCUGCGGAUGGACUUUAGCUUUCUUGGCGACAGCCUGGUGAGGCGCGCAGGCGCACCUUACUCGCAGGCCGAGUUGCAUCGCUUUGCGCUUGAGACCGGUCGAACCUUUGGUGUGUUGCAGUGUGAUCCUGAGCCCGCCCUCCGCGCCAUUGCAAUUGCAACUUCUGUGACCGGUGAAGUCGGCGGACUUUCUUUUCGUUCAACCCUUGUCGGUAACAUGCAGGCCACUUUGUAUGGACAGAUCGAAGCCUUACGCCUUGAAGUCUUGGAGCGCUACGACGUCGACUUGUCAACCGUUACCUUUGCAACGCGGAAGGCGCUACAGCUUUCGAGCGACCGCUGGCGCAAGAAGUACGCCGGCUUUCUUUGCCGCUUUGGCGAAACGGCAGUGUCGGAUCAGCGCUUUGUUGCUGACGGUUCGAUUGCUGAGACAGACACUUUUGUCUUUCCAGCCAAGCGGUCCGGGGAGGCGACCGGACUAGACCCUCCGAACUUUGCCGAAGAGCAGCAGUCGACCGAGCCACUUGCAACUGGUGACUUGCUAAACUAG
Molecule: messenger RNA, 1494 nt
Organism: Symbiodinium sp. CCMP2456
Lineage: Eukaryota; Dinophyceae; Suessiales; Symbiodiniaceae
Source: the annotation of a GenBank genome assembly